Messenger RNA from Pararge aegeria (speckled wood butterfly), 1837 nucleotides. Its product is annotated as venom carboxylesterase-6-like. The record is from RefSeq and is a predicted model, not a curated record. Bases 94 to 1776 code for a protein of 560 amino acids. NCBI's taxonomy places the organism in Eukaryota, Metazoa, Arthropoda, Insecta, Lepidoptera, Nymphalidae. The transcript has 10 exons.
ACAAAGUGUCACCGAGAUUAUAAAAGGUGCCGGUCCAACCGUGCCGUGCAAUUCAAUCUAGCAUUAGUAACCGCCGCAUGCGCACAUCUCAAGAUGGCGUUGAUAAAAUUACUCUCGUUUCUAAUUACAGUUGCUAUAGUGUCGAGUCAAGGGCCAACCCAAGGGCCCAUAGUUCGCGUAGCCACCGGUAUCCUACAGGGCACGUGGAGGGUAUCGACAAAUGGCAGGAGUUUCGCAAGCUUUUUGGGUGUACCCUACGCUCGGCCGCCGAUUGGAAAAUAUAGAUUUAAAGAACCGCAAGCCUUAAAAUCCUGGCCAGGAGUAUGGGACGCCACAAGAGUAUUGUCACCCUGUCUCCAAUACGACCCUGCCCAAAAUGAAAUUACAGGCAGCGAGGACUGUCUCUUCGUGAACAUCCACACACCGAAACCCAAUGCGGGGGCCCUGUUGCCAGUGGUGGUAUUUAUCCACGGCGGAGCCUUCAUGUACGGAGCCGGUGGACAAUACGAUGGAGUCCACAUGAUGGACAGAGAUGUGGUCUUCGUAACUCUAAACUACCGUUUGGGACCUCUAGGUUUCCUGAGCACAGGCGAUGAUCAGAUACCAGGCAACGUUGGACUGAAGGAUCAGUCUUUUGCCCUGAGGUGGGUUCGCGAUAACAUCGUUAUGUUUGGCGGCAACCCCGACAGCAUCACACUCACCGGCUGCUCCGCUGGUGGCGCUAGUGUGCACUACCACUAUCUGUCACCACUUUCUAGAGAUACAUUCCAACGAGGUAUUGCAUUCAGUGGCUCCGCGUUUUCGUCUUGGACGCAUUCUAUUAAACCUGUGGAGAAGGCCAAAGCUCUUGCCGUCAUUGUCGGCUGCUCCACCUCCAGCACUCGCGAAAUGGCCGAGUGUCUGAAGAACAGACCCGGAGAAGUUAUUGUCAACGCACAAGUUCAGAUGUUUGACUGGAUGGUCAACUGGUUCACGGUAUUCACGCCAACUACCGAGGCCCCAGGGACGAAGAACCCGUUCCUCUCUCAGUAUCCGUAUAUCGCAAGUAAAGCUGGUGCUAUGCUAUCAGUUCCGCUCAUCACUUCUGUGACUUCUGAGGAGGGGUUAUACCCGGCUGCAGCCUACCAAGCAGACCCAAAAAUCCUACCAGAGCUGGAAUCAAGAUGGGAACACCUAGCUAGUAACAUUUUCGAGUACAAUGACACUUUGCCUCUUACCAUGCGCGCUAGUGUCGCCGAAAAGAUUAAGCAGAAGUACCUGAAUGGCAGACCCGUCGGACAGGACACAUUUGCAGGACUUGUUCAGGCCCUCGGAGACCGUUUGUUCUCAGCAAACGUUGGCAAACUCGCUCAAAUUCACUCCCAAAGGUCACUCGAACCAACCUACGUUUACCGCUUCUCGUACCGCUGGCAAUACAGCUUCUCCAAUGUUAUGGCCAAAAAUGAAAACGAUUACGGUGUAAGCCACGCGGAUGAUGUGAUACUCAUCCUGAAGUACCACCCCUCAGAUGCAACCCGACCCGAAGAUAUACAAAUGAGAGAAGCGCUUCUUGAUAUGAUCUAUAGCUACGCUUCAACAGGAAUACCAAAAAUACGGAACAGCCCAGACUGGUUGAAGGUGAAACCGGGACAACCUGAACUGGACUUCCUCGAAAUAGCCGGGCCAAAGAACAUGCAAAUGAAGUCCAGCGCUGACUUCGGACAGAAACAGUUCUGGGACAGCCUCGGCUUUAACGAAAACGAAAAUUACCGCAUUUACACGCGAGAUGAGCUUUAAAUAUUUCGUCUUACUAAGCGAUCAGCAAUAUAUGUGUAGUAAUAUAGUAUGUUUUAAUGAA